UUCUAUAUUUCGAUUUUUAUUUAUUGAUGUGUAGGCGCUUGCUAAAGUCCGAUCAGCAAGUGCUUGAUUCGCGUUCCCCGUCGAGCGUAAGCUGUACUGUUCUAACAGCACGGCAGUAUGGAAGCUAGCCAAACCAAGCUAAACGCCGAAAAUGUAACGCGCUUUUUUUCGGGGCCAGGUUGCUAGCCACAACUCCCGCUGUCCGAUAAGUUUACGGCGAAAAGUCGUGAUGGCGGUCCCACUAUAGCAACACCAGUUGCGGAGCCUCCAGGUAGACUAAGGUCUGCCUAGGGAGUAGCUUAUGGAUUACAGUCGCACUCGGUGGAGGCAUGUAUCCAUCGCCGUUAGAUCAUAGACUGUUCGUGGGUCGAUUCGGCGUUAUGUUUUUCUCGCCGUAGACUGGGUUGGGAGAAUGAGGGUAUAUAUAGCGAGGCGAGUCGGGAGGUUGGGGAGAGGUUUGGAUGGAGAGAGAAUAAGACAAGACAGCUACCGAUAUAAGACUCAGAUAUCUCAACGGCUUUCAAACUCGUUUCGUGGGAACUCGAUACCAGGACAGCAUACUACGAAAUUUCUAAGAUAAAAGCCUUACUACUCACAAGCAUUCUUCAUACUUAUUCAAAUCCAUCAAGAUGACUACUCUCCAAACUAAAGGAACCAUCCUCCUAACCGGCGGAGGUGGAUUCGUCGGUGGGCAAAUCCUCCGCGAGGCCCUUGAAUCUGGAUACUCCGUUCGCAUCACCGCACGAUCCGCUCCCUCGGCUCAACGCACCAUUUCGCAUUUCCCAUCCUACCCCUCCGUCCUAUCUAGUGCCAUCGUGCCGGAUAUCCAAUCAGUGGAGGCGUACGAACCCGCUUUCGCCGACGGCGCCAUCACGCACAUCGUCCACGCAGCUUCACCAUUCGUCCUCACGCCCGAGGAUAACGUACGCGAUCUUCUAAACCCAGCGAUCAAGGGCGCUACAGUGGUGCUAGAAGCCGCACUACGAUACGGCAACGGGAAAGUAAAGCAUGUAGUCGCGACUAGCUCAUUCGCCUCAGUAAUCAAUAUCAGCGAAGGGAUGCGCGUGGGCUACACAUACACCGAAAAGGACUGGAACCCCGUGACAUGGGAACAAGCCGCGACCGCCGACGGCGUGACAGCAUACUGCGCGAGUAAGAAAUUAGCGGAACGCGGUAUGUGGGAUUGGAUGGAGAGUCAUAGGGAUGUCGGUUUCGGACUCACUACGAUAUGUCCCCCUUGGGUGUUUGGUCCGUAUGCUGGGAAAUUGGAAUCGACGAAGAGUUUGAGUGAGUCGGUGCAGUUGCUUAAUAACAUCAUUGAUGCGGAGAAUGUCCCGCCAUUCGAUUUCGGUGGGUAUGCGGAUUCCCGCGAGGUUGCUAGUGCGCAUGUUAGGGCGCUGGAGGUCCCGGGUGCGGCGGGGAGGAGGUUUAUUGUUGGCAGGGAUUAUAGGUAUCAGAUUGUGGUUGAUUUGGCGCAUGAGGCGGUGGAAAAGGGGGAUUUGCCGAAGGAGUUUGGGAAUAGGUUACCGGUGGGGAAGAAGGGUGAGUGGGUGGAUUCGUAUCAUAUUGAUGGUAGCGAGGUUACGAGGGUGUUGGGUGUGCAGUAUCGCGAGUUGAGGGAUACGGUUGUGGAUACGUAUAAGCAGUUGAUUCAGGCGAGGGAGCUUGAGGCGAAGGCUUAGAGAGUGCUUUAUAUGUGUUGUCAAUGGUCAAAUAUGGUAUAGAAUAUCGGUAUAGACUUAUUUUAGGGUUAAGGAGUUAAUAGAGGAUAGAUUGCUAAAAUCAAAAUAUCAUUCCGAGAUACGAGA
This is a messenger RNA of Hypoxylon trugodes, 1808 nucleotides long. Its product is annotated as NAD(P)-binding protein. Bases 630 to 1682 code for a protein of 350 amino acids. Gene Ontology annotation, molecular function: oxidoreductase activity, acting on the CH-OH group of donors, NAD or NADP as acceptor. The record is from RefSeq and is a predicted model, not a curated record. The transcript has a single exon. Lineage: Eukaryota; Fungi; Ascomycota; Sordariomycetes; Xylariales; Hypoxylaceae.